UUUCCUCAUGAAUACUUCAUUAUUAGAAGAAAGCGGCAGGAUUCAGAGCUCCAGACACCUGGACCCUGCCACUGAGCGCACUACACCGGGGACCCCCAGUUCAGCCAUGCUGGCCUGUCUGCAGAGGACCCAGAACCCCCCGGGUCAACACCUGGCCUGCCCAAGCAAGAGCCUGGAGCUGCGCAAAUGCGAGGCGGUGGCCAGCUCCAUGCAUUCCUCCCGCUACCCGAGUCCGGCCGAGCUGGACGCCUAUGCGGAGAAGGUGGCCAACAGCCCGCUGUCCAUCAAGAUCUUUCCCACCAACAUCCGGGUGCCGCAGCACAAGCACCUGAGCCGCACGGUCAACGGCUACGACACGAGCACCCAGCGCUACAGCCCCUACCCGCAGCAUGCCGCCGGCUACCAGGGCCUGCUGGCCAUCGUCAAGGCCGCCGUCUCCUCCUCCAGCACAGCGGCCCCCACCGGGCCCACCAAAAGCGUCCUCAAGAACGCUGAGGGCAAGCGGACCAAGCUGUCGCCGGCCACUGUGCAGGUGGGCAUCGCGCCCUACCCGGCACCCAGCACUCUGGGGUCCCUGGCCUAUCCCAAGCCACCCGAAGCCCCCGCCCCGCCGCCCGGCCUGCCUGCAGCCGCCACCGCCACCUCCGUCAUCCCCCUGCCCGGCCGGGGCCUGCCGCUGCCGCCUUCCAACCUGCCCUCCAUCCACAGCAUCCUCUACCAGCUCAACCAGCAGUGCCAGGCCCCAGGUGCUGCACCCGCCACCUGCCAGGGCGUGGCUGUCCCCCACCCCAGCCCGGCCAAGCACGGCCCGGUGCCCAGUUUCCCCAGCAUGGCCUACUCGGCCACAGCCGGGCUGCCCGAUUGCCGGAAAGGAGCGGAGCUGGGCCAGGGAGCCACGCCAGCCCUGACGCUGGCUGGAGCCACCAAGCCUGCAGGCUACACAGACAGCGGCCUGGAUUACCUGCUGUGGCCCCAAAAGCCCCCUCCGCCGCCACCCCAGCCGCUGCGUGCCUACGGCGGGGGCACGGUGGCCAGCAAGUCCCCCGAGGCCUGCGGUGCGCGGGGCUACGAGCGGGCCGGCGGGUCGCCUCUCCACUGCGGCGUGGGGCUGCCGCCCGGCUUCACCAUGGGCCAGUACUUCACAGCCCCCUGGAACAGCGUGCUCGUGACGCCCACCAGCGACUGCUACAACCCUGCGGCGGCCGUGGCGGUGACUGAGCUGGGCUCGGGGGUGGCCACGCUCACAGGCCUGCCCAGCAAGAGCGUGUGCAACACGUCCGUGCUGAGCAGCAGCCUGCAGUCGCUGGAGUAUCUCAUCAACGACAUCCGGCCGCCCUGCAUCAAGGAGCAGAUGCUGGGCAAGGGCUACGAGACCGUGGCCGUGCCGCGGCUGCUCGACCACCAGCACGCCCACAUCCGCCUGCCUGUCUACAGAUAAGGCCGCCCGGAGCACGCGUGGACACACGGGCAGGGUGCCAGCCGUAGAACAGGGCGGGCAGCCCCCAGGGGCAUGCAGCCCUGCCCCGCGCCUGUGGGUGCUCCCGGGAAAGCGGGGCUGGCUGCCGCAGCAGUGGCGCGCACAGGGGCCUCCCCCACCAAGCUCCUCCUGCCCCGGUGGCUGCCUGGCCCGGGAGGGCCCAGACACAGCCAGUGGCCCGGGCAGGGAGAGGCCGCGCAGCACAGGAGUGCUGCUUCCUGGGUCUGGGGUGGAUGUCAGUGAAGGUGGGGCUCCGUCAGGUGCGAGUCACACCGGGUCCCCCUGCAAGCCCUUUGCCUCCUGGAGCAGACAGGAGAUCACACUCCCCCCCCACCCUCCUCCCCUGCAACCAAUCCAGAUGAAGACCACUCGUCCCCCAGAAGCUGACGCCCAGGACUCCAGUUCCCCUGCUGCUCUUCCUCAGACUCUCCCUUCCUAACAAUCAUCCCGGGACCAAUGCCUCCCCCCCCCCCCCCCCCCAGGGCUGCUGCACAGUUGUGCGGGCAGUGCACUGCACAGGGCAUUGUCUGAGGAGACGCCACGUACAUCCUAGACUUGUGUAUUUAUUACAACUUUCCGCAUCUUGAGGAAGGGCACCAUUUUCCUACUCGCACGCGGCGCCAGGAGCUGCGAUGGGCCCCGAACAGACCCAUCCCAAGGUCCCUGGUGUGUGUGUGCGCGCGCGCGUGUUGCCCAGGAGCCAGUGGGGGGGGAUGAGCCCCAAUCCAACAAGUCACCCGCAGGGCCUGGCCCUUACCGUCAUGGGGAAGAGAAGUGGGGGCCCCAACACGUCCCCGAGCCCAGCCCCUGGCGCUCCAGAAGCGGUACUGUAUCUCUCCAAGGCCUGUUCCAGCACUAAGUGCAUUUACAAAUCUCUGAGAAUGUUUUUUUAUACUAAAAUUGACCAUUAUAUUCUACUGUGAGAAGUGCGGUCCGCACUAUAUUGUUUUAAAAAG
Molecule: messenger RNA, 2433 nt
Organism: Dipodomys spectabilis (banner-tailed kangaroo rat)
Lineage: Eukaryota; Metazoa; Chordata; Mammalia; Rodentia; Heteromyidae
Gene: Fam222a
Product: family with sequence similarity 222 member A
Source: RefSeq, a predicted model, not a curated record